UUACUUAUUACUGGAGGUUUAUGUAAGCAGGUAGGUGGUUCGUACACGUGCAUAAAAAUUGCAGUUAUACCGCUGUUCUACCUAACUCUGUAUGUGCAUGUUUGUGUAAUUCAGUGUGUAGGUCUGUUGGUCUGUGUGUUGCUUUUCUGUCUUUCUGAAUGGAUGUGAAUAUAUACACUUUCUUUCUUAUAUUAGCCUCUUGUAAUAUUUGUUCUAAGAUCAUUGGAACCAGGCAGAAGGACUUAGCCCUUUAGAAGUCUUACAUAAUUAGAACAUCUUUUGACAGGCAUGCCACAUCCUUACUAUUCCUGAACUUGUGUCAGUGUAGAUGUCGCUUUUGCGAUGUGGAUGUAGGUAUGCGAUGUAGGUGUGUAAAACAACUCGUCGCCGCAACUGAUUCAUUUCCCGUCUGACACUUGCCGUGGUCAACAUCGGCUGAUCGACUAGUACCAACUGUUGUCACAUAUUAUAUAUCUAUAUUGUUGUAUGUUCUGUCUUCUUGUAUUUAUUGUUAUGUUUGGUCGUUGACGUAUUUAACCCCAAUUUUUGGCAUACUUGUUUUGUUUUCCGUUCCGUCGCUAAAGGUCGCCGACCGUCACGUGACACCCAUUCUUAGCUGAAGAGCCUGGUGGAAAAAAGGAAAAUGGUCACCGUUCGAAAGAAAAAAAUACCAGGAAUUAUCUUAUGAAGGAUGACACUCUUCAAACACAUUUUUCCUCAGUUGGUCUUUGUUGUGAUAUUUGUUUUUAACUUAACAGAUUUCUUACCAAGAAAUCAAAUCACCUGUGAUAUUCGUUCACAAACUUUUGACCUGACUGUGGUCUGCUUCUUCCCUGAAGAUAUCAGUGUCUCUAGAAGAGACUACACUGUGUAUCUGUACCAAAAACCGAAAGAUCCAAUUGUUGUUGUCAGCUGCAUGUGGCCUCAGGGGCAGGAACAUGUCCAGUGUUCCGUUGGACCGGGGUACAAGUACGACGAGCUGAUAUACCCUGAUCACAUCUCUAUACAGAUUAUCAAUGCCUCCCACAGUCACUUGGGGAAAUAUGAAUGUCAGUUGUCUGGUUACAAUGAUCUCGGAAAAUGCGAGCUUUCAUUAUGGCAAAUUGUUCCGAGAGGGAGCCAGGAAAUAAAUACUGAUUCAACUUCAGAAACCAUUUCACCAUCUGUGUCAACUCCACAAGUUGGUGAUGGUGACGAGAAUGACGAGAAUGACGAGAAUAAGAAACAACACACGCGAGUCCAGAGGCCAACAACUACCGACCCUGCAGGUGUGAUUGACAGUAAAGCACCUCCUGGAGGAUCGUUUGGAGCUGGAGUUGUCUGUGGCAUAGGAUUUACUACAGCUGUCUUCAUCCUGGGAAUUAUCUUGUGGAGAAAGCGUGACCAUUUCAGAUGCCUAAAUGUAGGAAAAAAUACCGACACAAAGUAUUCCAGAACUCCACAGCAAGAAGAAAGCAGUGAGACCGCUGAUGGCCCUGCGGAUAUUGAAGAGGAGGCAGACAUGGCUAUUCAUCUGGUAGUCCAGGAGCGCGACUUCACCGAUGGGUCAGAUGAGACUGAAAGAAAAAGUCUUUUAAAUUCUCCUGAAGCAAAAGAGACGAGCUCAUCAUGUCAGACAACAAGUAGUUCGUGUCUUGUUCAACCACCAGACAGUGGCAGGUCUAAGGAGCAGAACAAACCUCGAGACAAGGACAACAUGAAGACAUCUGGUCUGCAGCAAGAAGAACCCAUCUCUUCUCCUCUUGCCAAGUCUCUAGGCCAGAACACCCUGAGCUACGAAAGCAAGCCUGCCGUGGACGAUACUGAAGAAAAGGUGGGUUCAACCAACGGCGACACUCAAGAUCCUCCUCAACCAAGCGAUGACAGUACACGUGGCUGCGGAUCAACCACGACCUUUGUCUGCUCAGGACAUGACAAAGCUGAUAGCCAGCAACAGGGUAACCAUUUCACGUAUGUUAACAGGUCGGAGCUACACAUAUCUUUUACUGUCAAAGUUGAACAGCAUGGCGAAGGUUUCAAAGCAGACCUGGACAAAUCAGCAAUCUGCAAUAUCAUGAAAUGCAAAUCCCAAGGACAAGGCGAGUCUAAUCAGGAUAAUGGUCACAUUACUGUAGACAUUGGGGAACAAGAGGUGAUUCCAAGCUUAGCCUUUCAAGGCCUCAGCAUCGGGAACCUUACCUCUGUCCUGACAUCUCAAGAUCAUUAUGUUCAAGAAACUUCUGAGAAAAACAGUAUGGGUUUGCAAAUAAUCCCUCCGGAGUCGGAGCCUAGGCACUGUUUUGGAAGGAACAGUCAAGAAGAAGCUACUUUACCAGGAAGGGGUGGAAACCAUGGAAACCAAACCAGCAAAAAUUCAAAUUCAUUGCUAAAUACAGAAGAUUUUGACAUCAGACAAGCCAAAAAGCCAGAAAACUCUACGACAUCACAACAAAAUGAUGAAAGACUGUUAACUGCACAAAUUUGUGCUGGUGUAUCCAGCAGUUUGGACACAGAGAACAAAUUUUCCAGCCUUAAUAAUGGCGAAGCUGAGACAACUCCAAUCAGAAAGAGCAAGGAAAAGUUAAAAGAUGUCCAAGAAGGAGAAAGUUCACCUGGUGCACAGGUCACCUCACCUACAGAAAGCAACAUCAACAUUAGGAGUCAUGUUCACAGCCAGCCACUAGAGUGACUAGACUGAUGUUUGUACAUUAUCUGAUGUGGGUUGUGACAGGUUUGGCUGGGCUUUGACUGGCUAUUGCAGCUCAGCAUCCUUUGUAAUCCAGCCUCAUGCUUUAGUGUAGACAAGCUUUAAAUGCACGUGUUGAUAAAUAAAUACAUUGUGCUAAACUUUUUAUUUUAAAGUACCAGUAGUAUUAUGUAAUAGCAGUAGCAUUUAAUUUUGUUCUAUGUUAUUCUUUUUCUCUAUUCUUUUUCGUUAUUAGUCAUCAGUAUUGCUUUUUAUCCUUCUGUCUUUUGUCGUUAUCCAUGUCUUACUCUUGUCUCUAGCGCUGAGCACGCUGCUUACGAAUGGUAUAUAUAUUGCUGUAUAGAUUACUCAUUAUUAUUAUAAUUAUUAUUAUUAUUAGAGUCUGCUUUCUAUAGUCUAAUCUCAUAUUAAUCUUUGUAUCAUUUUUACUCAUUACUCAUAAAGUGAGUAAAGCUAAUUUACAUAGCACUUUACCUUACAAAUGAUGUCAUUGUGUUUGCAGCUAGUGUGACUGUUUACUUUGAGAAAGGUGCAAUCAUCUUAGCUCAGUACCACCUUUAUUCCUUUCUACCUUUCUCUUCUUUGACAGUUUUUAACUUGCAUCUGUGAUUUGUAGUUGUGUUGCUAACACUAGCAUCUAGAGUGCAGCCCUCGCUCAGCCAUGCAAGAUUGAUUGAUUGACUGAUUGAUUGAUUGAUUAAUUAAUGGAUUGACUGAUUGAUGGAUUGACUGAUUUAUUGAAUGAAUGAUUGACUGAUUGAUUGAUUUUUUUAAGGAACAGCUAGCUGUGCAGUGUACAGUAUCACUGACUGUACUGUGUGAACACUACAGCUUGUACACUGUAUACGACUGAAGCAGCUGUGAACUGUAUACCUGUACAGUUGUAAAUAUAGUUUUGCUAUUUAUAGGCAUGCUGUACAUUUCUGAAAAACAAAACAUACCUGUAGCUAGAUGUUCAUGUAAAAAUAAAG
This is a messenger RNA of Pomacea canaliculata, 3657 nucleotides long. RefSeq lists its product as uncharacterized. Lineage: Eukaryota; Metazoa; Mollusca; Gastropoda; Architaenioglossa; Ampullariidae. The record is from RefSeq and is a predicted model, not a curated record. The coding region runs from base 692 to 2668 and encodes 658 amino acids. The transcript has 16 exons.